Molecule: messenger RNA, 660 nt
Organism: Yarrowia lipolytica CLIB122
Lineage: Eukaryota; Fungi; Ascomycota; Dipodascomycetes; Dipodascales
Biological process (GO): vesicle fusion with Golgi apparatus; intra-Golgi vesicle-mediated transport; macroautophagy
Cellular component (GO): SNARE complex; ER to Golgi transport vesicle membrane; Golgi apparatus
Molecular function (GO): SNARE binding; SNAP receptor activity
Source: RefSeq, a predicted model, not a curated record
AUGGAAGCGAGCGAACUAUACAAGAGCUACGAGACGGACUUUCUGCUGGCGCAAUCCGAGAUUGAGCAGAAGCUCGAGAGCAUUUCGACGCUCGAGCGAGACGCCCGAACAUCUGCCGUCAAGGCCGUUGAGCGAACCAUUGGCGAGGCCUACGAAAUUCUUGACCAACUCUCGGUUGAAAUCCAAAACAUCCCCUCGUCUGCGCGAGCACCUUUGUCUGCCAACCUGCGACAGUAUCGACAGUCAAUCCAGUCUGCUAAGAAGCAGCUUGCCAACGUGGAGCAGGCUGGCGCUCGAAAUGAGCUCUUUGGAGACAGAUCGGCGGCCGGCGACGGCGACAUUGCUCUCGACCAGCGACAGCAGCUUCUGUCUGGCCAGGAGUCCCUCGACCGAAGCUCGCAGCGAAUCAGAGACUCGCAACGAGUGGCCAACGAAACUGAGUCCAUUGGAGCCAACAUUCUGACCGACCUGCGGGGCCAGCGGGAACAGAUUCAAAACUCGAGAAACACAUUGCUGGAGGCAGAUGGCUACGUGGACAAGAGUAUUCGGACUCUGCGGUCCAUGACCCGUAGGAUGGCUAUGAACAAGGUGUUGACCUACCUGAUCAUUGCUGUGUUGGUGAUUCUCAUUCUGCUGGUUCUAGCCAGCAAGUUUUGGUAG